Messenger RNA from Fulmarus glacialis (Northern fulmar), 1039 nucleotides. Its product is annotated as myosin light chain kinase, smooth muscle-like. The transcript is spliced from 8 exons. NCBI's taxonomy places the organism in Eukaryota, Metazoa, Chordata, Aves, Procellariiformes, Procellariidae. The annotation marks the transcript as partial. The record is from RefSeq and is a predicted model, not a curated record.
ACUGAAUUGUUGGCAGAAGAAAUACCCUCCGGAGAUGAAUAUGAGUACACCACCAGAAGCUGUCAGAGGCAGAUGGUCACCCGAGAAGAGAUUAAAAGUUCAUCAGAAAAGAACACCGUGGCCAGCCUAGCUGGACAGGCGCCUAACUUCUCCCAGCUUCUGUCUAACAAAACCGUCAUGGAAGGUUCUCCGGUAACUUUGGAAGUAGAAGUAACAGGAUUUCCAGAGCCUACACUGACAUGGUACAAGAAGGGCCAGAAACUGACUGCAGAUGAGCACUUAAAGCUUUUACAAAAGGAGACAAAGCAUAUUCUGUUCAUUCAGAAGGUGUGUGAUAAAGAUGCUGGCCUCUAUGUUGUUCGGGCUAAAAAUUUGAACGGCACUAUCUCAUCAAGUGCCAUUCUUCAUGUGAAAGUACAAGGGAAACAGCCAAACUUCAUACAAAAAUUUGGUCAUACAACUCUACAAGAAGGAGAAGAUUUAAUCUUGCAUUGCACUAUACAUGGAAAGCCCAAACCACAUGUCUGCUGGAUGAAGGAUGAUAUCCAAGUGGUAUCUGGAGACAUCAGUAUUGAGAAAUUAGGAGAUACCUAUUACCUUUUAAAAAGAAAUGUAGUCCUUGCUGAUACUGGGAAAUAUAUCUGUGUUGCCAGCAAUGAAAUUGGAAAGGCACACUGUUCUGCUUUCGUAACAGUGAUAGAGAAAAAUAAAACCCCAGAAAUUUCCACUAUAACUCAAGCUAAAUCAGAAUGGGAAGAUGGAUACUUUUCAGAAGAAGUGAACAUCACCACAACUGAGCUAGUUCUGAAGUUUAUAGUAUUUGCAGGGGAAGGGAAGUUGAUGAAGGUGUUGAAAAUGCAUUUUGAAUUCAAGUCAGGAUUUAAUGGUUUGACAGUUAAGAAUUUUGUAGUAAUUUCUAAGUUUAAAGAAAGAAGAGUGCCUGUAAAGAUGACGACAAAAGCACCAACAUUUACGCAGCCAUUACAAAGCGUUGUGGCACUGGAGGGUAGUGCCGCAACCUUUGAGGCUCAUAUUAGUG